GUGGGAUUAGGGGCGGGGUUUCCCUGCGACUCUGUCGGCCGUUGGGCGCGCAAGGAAUUUCAAACAUUUGGACAUCUAAGUAGGACCUGUUCCGUGGAUUUGGGUUAAGUUCGGGAAUUCUGAUAUAGACAGUAGAAAAAUGCGCCGAGAGUAAAAAAUGUAAAGCUACGUCGUAUACGACAGAAAAGAUCGUAUAGAAUAAGUAGCUGAAUUCCAUCUACAGAGUCGGCCACGGAAAUACUGAACCCUACUAUCUGCCAAGUGGGCAAAAUGCAGGAUUGUAAAGAGUUUUCUCUGAGGGCUGAGAUAGACCGCCUUUCUUCUGAGUUGCAGGAAGCCACUGAAGAAAACCUACAGGCUGCCCGCUAUGGUCUGGCUGUCCUGGAGGAGAACACUGCUCUAAAAACCAAAUACAGUGAGCUGGAGGUAGAGCAUGAAGCACUCAAGCAAGAGCUGGAACAUAUAAAAGAAGCACUUGCAGACUCUCUGAAUAAUCAUAAGAAAGCAACAGCAGAUGGGGAAAAACAUGAGGAAUCACUACUGAGAGAAACUGCUUCCAAAGAGGCUGCCAUGGAAGAAAAGAUCGAGGAAUUGCAGUCUGACCUGAAACAAGCCAGAGUUAGUCUAGUCAACACCAAGGCAGAGAACGAACGGCUUGUUUACAUCAUGCAAGACCUCAAAAAGGAGUGUGAGUGCUUGGAAGGAGAAAAGGGUCAUUUGCGGGAUGAACUCAAAGAAUACAAAGUUCGAGAGUUAAGGCAACUACAAGACAACACUGAACUAGAGGACGAGAACAUCUCUUUGCAGAAACAAGUUUCAGUCCUGAAAGAGAAUCAGGUGGAGUUUGAAGCAGUGAAGCAUGAGCUGAAAUGCAGAGAUGAAGAGCUGGUGCUUUUGAAUAACCAGAUUGAAGAAAUGAAUCGUCUGCGAGAAAUCUCUGAACGACAGCUUGAGGAAGCUCUGCAGACCCUUAAGGAGGAGAGAGAACAAAAGAGCAGUCUGCGCAAGGAACUCUCAAUGUAUUCUAUCAAUCCCUUUGACUCCCUCAGCAACCUUCAUCUUAAUCUGGAAGGUCUGGAAGAGAGUCUUCAAGAUGUCCAAGAAGACAGUGGCUUUAACAGUUGUGGGAUAUACCCUCCAAAAAUCAAUGGAGAGCACUUACACCGUAUCUCAACUCCACGGAACAGUGAUGUUUUCCGGCCUGCACCCAGCCUGGUCUCGGAUCUGCUUAGUGAGUUGAAUCUUUCAGAAUCUCAAAGGCUUAAACAGCAACUGCUCCAGGUGGAGAAGGAAAAAACAGCCCUCAUCAAUUCUGUGCAAGAGUUACAGAAGCAAUUAGAUAUAACAAAGGAGGCUCUAUCAGAGCAACAACAUAUGGUACACAAGUCAGUUCAACAGUUGGAGGCAUUGCAGAGCUCCAAUGACUUACUAUUGCAGCAUCAGAAAGGAAACAAUAUGGGUUCUUGCCAACUACAUGUCAACGGUGAAGAAAACCCGGAAUUCCCAUUUUCAACUAAUGAAGAGCUUAUACAUCUUAAGAAGAAUUUAAAAGAAGCAGAAGCUAGAUUUAGUGCUCUAGAAACCAGAUACAAAAAUGAGAAAGACAGAUGGAGGGGUGAAGCACAGGAGCUUGCUGAUAAGAUUUGUCAAUGUAUCAAGAUUAGCCGACAAGACCAGGACAGAAUCUCUGAGUUGGAAAAAGAAAUUGGAACAACUCGUAAAGUGGCAACUGAUACAGAAGUCAUUCUUGGCAUGGUACAGAAAGAGCUGGUGGUGUUCACAGAAGAGAUGGCUAGCUUAUAUCACCAUAUUUGUAUGUGCAAUAAUAUAACACCAAAUCGGGUAAUGCUUGACUACUACAAAGAAGGAAGAGGCAGCCGCAGUUCCCUCAAAAAACGUCGUUCUUCUGACCUUUUAGGAAAGAUGAUGCUAAACCCAGAGUCUCCAGUCAGUGAAAGUAGUCAUAGUGGUGAUUCUUCCCCUGUUGGAGGCAGCUCCAGCUCGCCUACUAUAGACUUUAGAGACCCUAUGAAUGCACGAAAUCUAAUUACUGUAGCAAGGAACCAGAUUAAACAUUUACAGGUGGCUGUGGACCUUUCAAGACAAAGAGGAGGCAACUUUCCUGUUUCUUCUCUUUUGGGCACUGAAGCAGAACUAGACAAUGCAGCACUCAUGGAGGAGGUUUUAAAGCUGAAAUCACUUCUCAGUACCAAGCGGGAACAGAUUGCUACACUAAGGACUGUCCUCAAGGCAAACAAGCAAACUGCUGAAGUGGCAUUGUCUAACCUGAAGGCUAAGUAUGAAAAUGAGAAGUCUUUGGUAUCAGAAACAAUGGUGAAGUUGAGGAAUGAGCUGAAAGCUCUAAAAGAGGACGCUGCUACCUUCUCUUCCCUAAGAUCCAUGUUUGCCAGCAGAAAAGUUUCUCUGUCAGUCAUUUCAGAAGAGCACAGUAGACUGCACUAAGCAUCAAUAACUUCUGGAAACUGAACUCAAAGUCAUCGUUUUGCACCUGCAAACCAGUUUUCUUUCAAGAAUGUUUUCCUGAAUUUGUAAAUGUAAUGCUAUGUGUUUAUUUUUUAAUCUGUUUUUGGAUAGAGCUUAUCUUGAAAUCUGCUCUAAAACCAUGACUUGAAAUUAGGAAAUAAAGCCAUUUAAGCACUAUAUUUAGACAUUGCGCUAUCUACCAAAGAUAUGGUAACAGUGGGUUGUUUAUUUUAAUCUUGUGUUUGUUAGUUCAUUUAUGUUUUAAGAGUUAUAUAGGUUUAUAUGUGUGUGCGUCUUUAUCUGAUUCCCCCUACCGUGUUUAUCUAGUCCUUGACUUUGCUUGUUAGAAACAGAACACCAAGUGAAUUUGAUGUUUUGUAUCUUGUCUAGGGGAGUAUACAUACAGUUGAGAUCUUCAUAAAAAGAACUUAAACAGAACAUCCCACAGUUAGAAGGCAUGUGAAAUAAAAGUCCCGUUGAGUGUAGUUGUAUUUGUCUGUUACAUCAUUUGAAUGUCAAAUAUUAAACUUUUCUGUGCAAAUGAAUACACUAAAAUAGUCCUUUGUAGUUUGUACCUGUUUAUUAAGGAGAAAGGGAAGAAAUUUAUAUUGUUUACAGUUGAAGGAACAGUUUUAAUUAUUUAUUUUCUGAAACCCACUUAAUCCUAGAGCAGCAUUGUGGGAGGGGCAAAGACUUUACCAGUAGCACAAGGCAGGCACCUUGAAGUGCCAUCAAGGAUUUCAUUGAAAAGCAUAAAUAUGCCAUGAGGUAGCCUACUUAAGUCCAUGUUUAUGUGACACUAUUAUUGUUAUAAUUCAGUAUAUGUGGUCGUAAGCUUAAAAGCUGUCCUUGGUUCUUGUAGAUCUGUCUUUAAUCUUUCCUUCAGCGUAAUUCAGCCAUGCAAUCUUAGAGCUGUUGGAAAUAAUAAUUUAUCACAGUCUUCAGGGUCUUUGGAACACUGCUGGCUCAAUUACUAAGUUACAUCCUUUUUUCCUCUCGUGCCAUUUUGCUCACUAUAUGCUUUUUUUCCUCCUGUCUACAAUAGCAGUAAUAUUCUAUUACAAGCAAGUUCUUGUUGUAACUAGAGAUAAAAGACUGAUUAUAUUUUAGAAGCUUUGUAAGAAAAUAAAACAGAAAACCCCUGGAAAAAGAUCAGCAGAGAGAAAGUAUAGUUAGCCUUUCUGUCAUCAUUUUUAGCUCAGAAAUAAAAGUCUUAUCAUUUCACAAAGGUAAUGUACCUCAUUCUAACAAUAAACUUUGAAGAUAUUAUGCUUCUAUUUAUGUUAACUUGGAGAAGCAGUGUACCUGGUUUAUUGAUCAAAUUAUAAAUUUGAAGAAUUUACAGAAUCUUUAAUUAUGUUUUGCCAGUCUCAACUAUUCUAUUUGAAAUUAACAUACAUCAGAUGUAAAUUAAAAAUCUGUCUUCACUCCCUUGCUUUUUUUAGCAUACGAAAAUAAUUUGAUUCCUUAGUAAAACUGGCUUUAACUUUUUAACAGGUUUAAGCACAUUAGAUCAAAAUCUGUGAAAUGGCUUUGAUUAUUUGUAGUGUUGUAGUUCCAAAUGUCAGAAUUAUAGAGUUAUUUCUUAUUUGGAUAUUGGAAAUUUUGGAAUUCUUACAAAAAGAUAAACUUACAAUACAACAAUAAAGAUUUAGUUUCAGCCAAUCAGUGUUGGAGGGAAGAAUCAGAGUGACUUCAACAUAUUAUAAGCAAGACAUAUUCAAGUGUAAGCACAUAUGUUCUUGUCAAAUCAUCACCUACUUUGACAUUUAAUCUUUUUACAGAGUAUGUGCAAUAUGCUGGCCAAUGUGGCAAUUGUACCAAUGGCAUUGCAAAGAUUAUCCAAUCUUCAUGAAACACAUUGAACCUAAACAAGUCAGUUAAAUUACUGGUGCUUCAAAUUUGAAAAAUUAUAUAUAAAGAUGAGAGUAGUACAUGUCGACACCGUCUUUUCUUGUACCCCCCAGGUAGAGACAAGCACAACAUUGCAUAAAAAUAAUUUAUAUAUAUAUAAAAUAGUAUCACUAGAGGCUUUGGACACAUCUACUCAUAGAAGCGUUUAAUGCUCUCAACCACCAUCCUAAGGUAUCCUCAUGGGGUGCUUCUCCAACAGUCUUUAAGGAGUACCCACAUAUGCCGAGCACCUCCUGACUGCUUUUUAUUAAUUCUUUGGUCCAGCACAUCCUAAACCAUCUUAUUUAGGUUCAGGUCUCUGUGGAUUCAUCUGAUAAAACACUUUUAUCACUCUUCUCCUUUGCCAAAUAGCUAUUAAACAACAUAGAUGUGUUUUUGGUCAUUGUUAUGUUGAAAAUUAAAGGACAGCCCAUACCUGAUGCAAUGUCUCUGUAAAAUUCCGUAGUAGCCAUCUUGGUUAAGUAUUUCUUCAGUUUUAAAUAAAUUCUGGCAGUGUCACAAGCAAAACACUGCCACCCAUCCUCUCCCAUUAUUUACAGUAUACAGAAAUCAUUUGUUCACAUCUUAUGAGCACACUGCAAUUGGAAUCAAAAAUCUAAAAUUUACACUCUUCACAACAAAAGGCAGGUGUUCACUAGUCUGAUGGUCACAGUAGUUUCUUCACAGCAUUUCUACAGUGAAAUGCUGCUGGGAAAUGCCCUAGUGACUCCCUUCAACCCCCAAACCCUCUAUCUUGACAUUGACCAAGUGGAGUUGAGAAUGGCCUACUGACAAAUUUUAAGCAUUUAAACAUAAACCAUUAUAUCAGAAUUUUGUGAAAAGAAUGCAUAGAGAGAGAACUGCUAACCAAACACUGUGCUGCCCCCCUCUGUUACAGCGCAACACUAACUUUGCUCAAGGUUGGACUCCCGCAGGAUUCUAUAAGAAAUGUAGUUUGAACAGGCAGCCCAGUCAGGAACAUUCACAGUCACUAGGGGGAGCUUCUGGCUAGCAGCCUCUGUAUUCCUGUAAGGAUCCAACUGUCUUGAUAAGGCUUCUCGUGUAUGUUCCUGAUGUGCCAAAAGUACUCCUGGGUCAGGUUUUAAGAGGAGCGUCUCGUUCUCGGCCAGAUAAAUUCGUUGCGGCACAAGCUCAUUUGCUGUAGUUAAGGAGAUAAGGAAAUGGCUAUUUUGAGACGUGACUAGCAAGGAUUGGCAAUAAAGGUUGAUUUACUUUUUAAAUCUUUUCUGUUCAUUUGUUUUCAGUAUGAACGUGCUUUAGAUAGGUUUUCUUCCUGCACCUAUAACAAGGAUUUAUGCUUUAUUUGGCCUGACCUUUCUUAUUUUAUACCCAUCAGGAAUUUUAAAGCUCCAAAGUCUUGUAUGGACUUCAUAAACAUUUUUUUUCAUAUAUACUGUAUGUGUAUUUAUGUAUGUACAACAUAUGUUGAUGUAGAUAUUAUAUAUUGAAUGGCAUUGUUUUAUGCUUGUAUUUGUAAUUCAGUGUAAUGAUCUGAACAGGAUCACUGAGAUGGGUGCUGUA
Molecule: messenger RNA, 5919 nt
Organism: Polypterus senegalus (gray bichir)
Lineage: Eukaryota; Metazoa; Chordata; Cladistia; Polypteriformes; Polypteridae
Exons: 9
Coding region: 271-2463 (730 amino acids)
Biological process (GO): regulation of microtubule cytoskeleton organization; protein localization to organelle; microtubule anchoring at microtubule organizing center
Cellular component (GO): cytosol; Golgi apparatus
Molecular function (GO): cytoskeletal adaptor activity; dynein complex binding; dynactin binding
Source: RefSeq, a predicted model, not a curated record